This is a messenger RNA of Insectozyma verbasci, 2268 nucleotides long. Lineage: Eukaryota; Fungi; Ascomycota; Pichiomycetes; Serinales; Debaryomycetaceae. The record is from the annotation of a GenBank genome assembly.
AUGUCAAAGAAUAAAGAUCCGAAUUCAUUAUUAAAUAUCCAACAUGAUUUUAUUUAUAACUUAAUUAAAAAUGUACAAAUCCCAGGGCAAUUAUAUAAUUUGAUCCUUGAUGAUAAUUCAGAAGAAUUAAUUUAUCAUGUUAUUCAAAAAGAACAACUUCUAAGAAUAGUUGCAAGUAUUGAAAAAAUAGAUGCAAAAAGAAGACAAUCUACGUAUAUGACUGGUAUUUAUUUUUGUGAUUUAAAUAUUUAUAAUUUAAAAUGUAUAUUAAGUGAUGUUCAAACAAAUAGAUAUAAGGCCGGUAUGGGAUUAUUUAAUAAGCAGAUUUCUAAUCCUAGAAAUGAUAAAUUUUGGGAUUCAAAAUUUAUAAAUCAACCAAAAGUUCUUAAAUAUUUUAAUGAUCAAAUUCAAUUUAUUAAUUCAAAUUUUUACCCUGUUGAAUCAAGAGUAUUUUUACCAGAUAAUAAGACUCCAAAUUCAAUGCCAAUUUAUUACAAUUCAAAUUGUCAUGAUUUUGUUCUACCUCAAGUUCAAAAGGUUGCUAAUUGUCUAUUAAAUUUAAUGAUUGUAAUGGAUGAAUAUCCAUUAAUUAGAUAUUACUCACCACAACAAGGAAAUUAUGAAGCCAAAACUCUUCCUCAAUUAAUUGCUCAAGAAUUUCAACAACAAUUAGAUGAAUAUUAUAGAAAUAAUGAAUCAUAUUCACCCCAAUCUAAUCCAAAUAAACAAAGAGCAAUAUUAUUAAUUUGUGAUCGUACUUUAGAUUUAUAUGCUCCUUUGUUACAUGAAUUUAGUUAUCAAGCUAUGGCAAUGGAUAUAAUUGAAUCUUUAGAAAGGGAAAAUGUAUAUAAAUAUCAAACUGAAAAUGAAAAAGGUGAGAUAAAUGAUGUGGAAACUACUUUAGAUAAUGAAAAUGAUGAAGAUUGGAUUAAUUUAAGACAUUUACAUAUUAUUGAAUCAUCUGAGUUAAUUUAUAAUAAAAUUUCAGAACUUAUCAAAAAUAAUCCAAUGAUGAUUGAUAGAUCAAAAGCAAGUACUUCUUCAGAUUUAAUGUAUAUAGUUGCACAUUUAAAAGGUUUUGAUGAAGAAAGAAAACAAUUAACAUUACAUAAAUCUUUAAUUGAUAAAUGUUUAGAUAUUAAUGCAAAUAGAAAAUUAGCAGAGUUUGCUGCCGAUAUGGAACAAACCUGUUGUGCAAAUGGGAUCACCUUUGAAGGUGAAAAAAAUUCCCAUUUGCACGAUGAUCUAAUUGUAUUAUUAGCAAGAGAUGAUUUGCAUAUUAAUGACAAAAUCAGAUUAAUCCUCAUUUAUACUUUUUAUAGAGGAGGAUUAAUCCGAAAUGAUUUUGAGAAACUAAUUAAAUUUAUUGGUGUAAAUGAUAAAUAUAUUACUGGUUUAGUUGAAAAAUGCUUUAAUAACGUCGAUAAAUUGGGAUUUGAAUUAUUUAAAAACCUGGUAAAAGAUAAAAAUUUUGACAAAUUUUGGUAUCAUCAAAUUAAUAAUGAAGGAACAUAUAAUACUUCAAGAUUUAUACCUGGUGUCAAAAGAGUUUUAAUAAAUGCAACUAAACAUACGUUAGAUAAAGAACAAUUUCCAUAUUCAAGAGAUCAACCAUUAGAAGAAGAUUUACCAAAGAACACAACCAAUAAUGACCUUCAAUCUAAUGGAAGUUUAAGAAAUUCAAGAAUAAAAGCUUCAUGGGCUACUAAUUCAAGAAAUUCAGGUAGUAUAUCUUCUGGUAAACAAAAACAAAGAAUAUUUGCAUUUGUAGCAGGUGGUAUGACAUAUAGUGAAAUUAGAUCAAUUUAUGAAUUAACAUCAUCAAUGAAUAAAGAAUUUUAUAUUGGUUCAGAAUCUAUUUUAAAACCAAGAGAUUUCUUAAUUGGUUUACAAUCAAUUGGUCAAAAUAAAAAUUUACAAGAUUUAAAUUUGAAUAUAGUUAAAGAAUUAACUGAACAAAAGGAAGUUCCAUUAUAUUUAUAUGAAGAUGGAAGAUCAUCAAUACCUACAAAUGGACAAAACAAUCAAUAUAACCAACAACCAUCCUUACCUAAAUUAUCAUCACAAGAUCAACAAUUCCAUCAACAGGUGCAACAACAACAACAAAUAUAUCAACAAAAACAUAAAGGUGAAAUACCAUCAACUCAAGCACCAAGUCAUUAUCAAAAAAGACAGCAAGCACCACAACAAUUACCACCUUCUUCUUCUGAUUCUUCAAGUUCAACAUCAAAAUCAAAACGUUCAAAAUUGAAAAAAUUAUUUAAAUAG